AUGAUAACAAAAUAUUUUAAUAAAGUUCUAGUGAGAUUCAAUCCCUUCGGUAAAGAAGCCAAGACAUCAAGGCUUUUUUUAGCCUCAAUUCCUCCAUCACAAAGACUGACAGGCACUAAGAUCCAAAGUGAAAUAUUGAAUGAAGGUACAGACAAGGAACCAUUAAUAAGGGUGAUUUUCAAAGACAAGAAAGAAAUUGAAGUCAAUCCAUCAAAUUUGUCAUUUCAAGAGUUAGCAAAUGCCUUUGAAUCCCACUCCAAUAAAUUGAGAUUGAGAGAAUUAAUCGAAAGACAAUAA
This is a messenger RNA of Kazachstania africana CBS 2517, 297 nucleotides long. It is a transcript of the gene MRPL44, whose product is annotated as mitochondrial 54S ribosomal protein mL53. The transcript is spliced from 2 exons. Gene Ontology annotation, molecular function: structural constituent of ribosome. The record is from RefSeq and is a predicted model, not a curated record. NCBI's taxonomy places the organism in Eukaryota, Fungi, Ascomycota, Saccharomycetes, Saccharomycetales, Saccharomycetaceae. The coding region runs from base 1 to 297 and encodes 98 amino acids. Gene Ontology annotation, cellular component: mitochondrial large ribosomal subunit.